AUGAGACGUAGCACCCAGGUCAAUCAUUCAGUCCUGGGCAGACCUAAACGGUGUUUCAAAUGGCCUAACUGUGUCAAAGGUGACCAGUGUCAGUAUCAUCACCCGGACAGACCAUGCUUUUCAUACCCGGGCUGUAGGUUCGGAAACCGCUGUAUUUAUAUCCACCCGUUGUGUACGUCCGGCACUAGUUGUUCAAAAAAGGACUGUCCGUACACUCACGCAACGGGUCAAAAGGCUCAAGAAAUACGUACGAUCCUGGUCACACACCCUGUCACUUCCAGCUCUAAUGUAGCUAGGACAUUAGCAGCAAAGGGCACUAAAAGUAAUACUACACAAUCAAACUAUUGUAGCCGGGACACGUUCAUCAAGUUCAAGAAAUACGAUGCCAGCAAAUGA
This is a messenger RNA of Oppiella nova, 396 nucleotides long. Lineage: Eukaryota; Metazoa; Arthropoda; Arachnida; Sarcoptiformes; Oppiidae. The record is from the annotation of a GenBank genome assembly.